UUUGUCCGUUCAAUGAUUCCCUCUCUCGAACAAAUACAGGCCUCUCGUCCAGGGCAUUCUCUGGCCGAUGCGCUCAACAUACUCUUCGAACAUUCCCCAGUCCUCAUCUCGAACCUCUCCCCCCAGCUCACUAGCAUCCUACUUACGCUCCCACCACUGCGCUCAUACUCUCAGCUAAUCGAUGUCUCGCUCAACCAAAUUGGCACGUGGGACCAUAAGAUGAGGGCGCAGUUCAUUUCCGGGCAUCCAAGAAUCGGAGAGAACAAAAAUCUCUCCAAGCUCAGUGCCAAGGAACAAGGAGCGACUUCGACGACCGCCGCUCCACCGCCAGAGGUUCUGGCUCGGUUGGCGCACUUGAAUGCCUGCUAUGAGAAGAAAUACCCCGGCUUGAUAUACAUCACAUUCGUUAAUGGAAGAACGAGAGCUGCCAUCGCAGAGGAGAUGGAGGACAAGUUGGGCAUCGUGCACUCCUUAUCUCCUGACGAUCCAAUAGUCGCAGACAUCGAACCCAUUGCGAUAGGGGGGCCGGGUUGGACUUCAGAGCUUGAUAGAGCGGUGGUAGAUAUUGGUCUCAUCGCGAAGAACAGACUAGGCGCACUGGGGAUAGAAUGAGGUAUAUCUCGUGUUGUCCAUGUACUAUCAUCAUUGUCAGCCAAAUAUACAGCAGAAUCAUCCAGUAAAUACAGAAAUCCCAAUAUCACAGGUCCAGAAGUAAUAUAUAUUGGAAAUAUUAGGUUGCACGUUUGGCUGCGGACACAG
Messenger RNA from Guyanagaster necrorhizus, 759 nucleotides. RefSeq lists its product as uncharacterized. The record is from RefSeq and is a predicted model, not a curated record. Lineage: Eukaryota; Fungi; Basidiomycota; Agaricomycetes; Agaricales; Physalacriaceae. The transcript has a single exon. The coding region runs from base 13 to 612 and encodes 199 amino acids.